Messenger RNA from Prunus armeniaca (apricot), 387 nucleotides. The record is from the annotation of a GenBank genome assembly. Lineage: Eukaryota; Viridiplantae; Streptophyta; Magnoliopsida; Rosales; Rosaceae.
AUGGAGAAAACGAAAUCAUCCCUUCAUGCUCACGCUAACGGAGGUCUCACCACUGUUCUUUCUAUUGAUGGAGGUGGAAUAAGAGGGAUUAUUCCAAGAGUUAUGCUUGCAUUCCUAGAGUCUAAGCUUCAGUGGUCACUUUUAUCGAAUGAGUCUGUUAAUUUAUUAGUGGUCACUUUUAUUAGAGACAAUGAUGAAGAAGGCAAGAUUUUCACACAACUAUCCGGAUCCCCUGGGCUAUCAAUGAGAAGCAGAAAAGCAGUUGGAAUUGGAGUCCAAACGUGGCGAUGGUUUCAUUGCAAGAUGAGCAGAUUCUGUCUCAUUGAAUUUGUGAACAACUCUGUCCAGGUACCUAUAGAAGGAGUUAUCGAUGCUUCUUAUAGGUGA